AUGGCUUCAAGUGGCGUUGCAGCACCAGAGUUCUACCAGAACGUCGUCGUAAUGCGUCACGGCGAUCGCAUGGACAACUUCGAACCGAUGUGGGUCGCCACCGCAACCCGACCCUGGGACCCGCCCCUGAUCCAACAGGGUCGGGCCCGAGCCUUCGCCACUGGCCGCAGUUUCCGAAAAAUCCUACCUUUCACUCUCAACCGUGUCUUCGUCUCUCCCUUUCUCCGAUGCGUCCAAACCGCCGCUGAAGUCGUCGUCGCCCUCUCCGCCGUCUGCGACGACGACCGUCCCAACAACCUCACUGGCGAUGGCGUCCUCAUCGAUCCAUCUAAAAUCAAGGUCUCUGUUGAACAUGGCUUGUGUGAAAUGAUGAGCAGGGCAGCGAUCAGACUUGAGGCAGUUCCUAAAGACGGAAACUGGGGAUUUGAUAUACCCGAGAUCGAGGCCAUGCUUCCGGCAGGAACAGUGGAUAAGAAUGUGGAAAGGGUCUAUAAAACGUUGCCCCAGUGGGAAGAAGAUCCAAACUUGCACACAAGGCCUAGAUAUAAACAAAUAGUUAAAGACCUUGCUGACAAAUAUCAUACUGAGAACUUGCUGCUUGUCACACAUGGGGAAGGAGUUGGAGUGGCAUAUUCUUCUUUCGUAAAGGGGGUUGAAGUGUAUGAAGUUGAUUACUGUGGAUACGUCCAACUCAGACGCCCAAUUUUCAAGAAAGAUCAAUCAUUCACUGCUGGAGAAUUUGAAGCUCUUGUUCACAAUGGUCAAACUGGUGUAAAAUACACCCAAAUCAAAACUGCACAAUAA
Molecule: messenger RNA, 804 nt
Organism: Sphenostylis stenocarpa
Lineage: Eukaryota; Viridiplantae; Streptophyta; Magnoliopsida; Fabales; Fabaceae
Source: the annotation of a GenBank genome assembly